This is a messenger RNA of Plasmopara halstedii, 369 nucleotides long. Its product is annotated as gaf domain-containing protein. The transcript has a single exon. Bases 1 to 369 code for a protein of 122 amino acids. Gene Ontology annotation, molecular function: protein binding. NCBI's taxonomy places the organism in Eukaryota, Oomycota, Peronosporomycetes, Peronosporales, Peronosporaceae. The record is from RefSeq and is a predicted model, not a curated record.
AUGGGGCUAGUGACACUUAUUAGUGAGAAUGAGCAGCAUGUGCUGGCAUCCAAUUUGCCAUCAUUUCGGCAACUUCAUAUGCCAAGAGUCGAAUCUUUUUGCCAGCAUACGGUCAUGAAUGAUGACCCACUUCUUGUGCCACAUCCAGAAUCUGACAUCCGGUUUCAAAACCUUCCAGCGAUAGUGGCAUUUAAUUUGAGAUUUUAUAUGGGAUUUCCACUUAAAGACGAGAACAACCAAGUUGUGGGCUCCGUAUGCUGUGCUGACAACACAUCCCAUGAUGUUACGGCGUCGCAAUACUCAGCUAUGAAGAAGCUUGCGGAAACGGCUUCCAAAUUAGUGCAGAUCAAGGGGAAACAGGUUGCAUAA